Eublepharis macularius is the source of this 10131-nucleotide messenger RNA. RefSeq names its product epidermal growth factor receptor (gene EGFR). Bases 405 to 4103 code for a protein of 1232 amino acids. Lineage: Eukaryota; Metazoa; Chordata; Lepidosauria; Squamata; Eublepharidae. The record is from RefSeq and is a predicted model, not a curated record. Gene Ontology annotation, cellular component: basal plasma membrane; signaling receptor complex. Gene Ontology annotation, molecular function: epidermal growth factor receptor activity; ATP binding; epidermal growth factor binding. The transcript is spliced from 28 exons. Gene Ontology annotation, biological process: negative regulation of apoptotic process; positive regulation of epithelial cell proliferation; cell differentiation.
GAAGGCGGAGAGCGGAGCGAAGGGCGAAGAGCGCGCGUUUCCGAGGCGUUGCGGCUCCCCUCCCCCCACCGCGCCGUGGACAGCUCCCCGCGCGCCAGAGAGGGGCGCGAGGCGUCCUCCUUUCCCCCGCGCGCACGUGGCGAGGAGAGGGGCCCCUUAGGGAGAAGCGCCCCUGGCCCAAUCAGCGCCCGGCAGCCGUCAAAACUGCGCCUCGCGCGGCUCCUCCCUCUUAUUUGGGGAGCGGGCGGGGAGCCGCGCUGUGGUCUGGGCAGCGGCGCGAGCGCAGCCUCUUGCAGGGUCCGCCGUCCGCCCAGUCAGUCCGGCGUGAGGGGCUGCGCGAGUGACACCCGGCGCCGCGCGCGCUCACUCACUCCCUCCGGAUUAUCGCCGCCGACCAGCCCGGGAUGGGCCGCUGGAGUCUCUCGGCAGCCGGCGGGGCGAGGCGCGCCACCGCCGUCGUCGCCGGCUUCUUCUUGGCGCUUCUGGCCAGCCCAGGCAGCGGGGCGGUGGAAGAGAAGAGAGUUUGCCAAGGAACCAACAACAAGCUGACACAGCUUGCAAAUGAAGAAGAACAUUAUACCAGUCUGAAGAAGAUGUAUGAGGGCUGUGAGAUCGUGCUUGGCAAUCUAGAGAUCACCUAUAUGCAUAAUUUUCAUAACCUCACUUUCUUGAAGAGCAUACAAGAGGUGGGUGGCUACGUGAUUAUAGCAAUGAACACAGUGAAAAAUAUUCCUCUGGAGAAUCUCCGGAUAAUCCGAGGAAACACGUUACAUGAUGAUGCUGCACUGACGGUUUUACUAAAUCAUAACUUCAGGAAAGGAUUGGAAGAGCUGCCAAUGAGAAAUUUAACAGAAAUUCUACGAGGAGGAGUAAAAUUCAACAGUAAUCCUUAUCUGUGCAACAUGGAUAACGUUCUGUGGGAUGACAUUGUACCUAGAGGAGCUCUUAUGAAGUUUGAUCCUGAAUGGAGAACAGAAGGCAGGGGUCCUGUAUUGACAAGAACAGACAAUAAAAUUUGCCCCCCGUGUCAUUCCAGUUGUUCAGGAGUCUGUUGGGGUCCUGGUCCAGAAAACUGCCAAAAAUUAACUCGGACAAUCUGUGCGCCUCAGUGCUCAGGCCUGUGCAAGGGAAGGGAACCCAGUGACUGUUGCCAUCCCCAAUGUGCGGCAGGAUGCACGGGUCCCAGAGACAGCGACUGCUUGGCAUGUCGCAACUUUUCGGACGAUGCAACUUGCAAGGAAUCUUGCCCACCUUUGCAAAAAUACGAUACAUACGAUUAUCAGAUGAAAAGCAACCCAGACGGAAAAUACAGCUUUGGGGCAACUUGUGUAAAGAAGUGCCCACAUAACUACUUGGUAACAGACCAUGGCUCAUGUGAUCGGUCAUGUCCUGUGAACACUACUGAGGUGGAACAAGAUGGCAUUCGAAGAUGUAAAAGAUGUGAUGGCCUAUGUAGCAAAGUGUGCAGUGGAGUCGGAAUGGGCAAACUUAAAGAUGUACUCGCUGUCAAUGCAUCCAAUAUCGACAAUUUCAUAAACUGCACCAUAAUUAAUGGCCACCUCUCAUUUCUGAAAUUAACAUUUUCAGGUGAUAAACAUACAAAAACACCUCCUUUGGAUCCAGAGAAGUUGGACAUCUUUAAAACUGUUAAAGAAAUCACAGGAUUUUUGGUGGUCCAGGAUUGGCCUGAAAAUGUCACUGAUUUGAAUGUGUUUGAGAAUUUGGAGGUUAUACGAGGCAGAACAAAACAUCAUAGCCAAUAUGCAAUUGCUGUCGCUGGCCUGAAUAUCAGAUCUCUGGGAUUGCGUGCUCUCAAGGAAAUAAGUGAUGGAGAUGUUGUGAUUUUAAAGAACCCGGAUCUCUGCUAUGGCAACACCGUGAAUUGGACUGCUCUUUUCAAAACAAACAAUCAAAAAACAAGGAUCUUCAAUAAUGAAAAUGAAACAGAAUGUGCUGCUACAAGACGAAUUUGUCAUCCACUCUGCUCGGAUAACGGGUGUUGGGGCCCAGGGCCUUCCCAGUGCUUUUCUUGUCGUCACUUUUCUCGCCAACGGGAGUGUGUGCAAGAGUGCAACAUUUGGCAAGGGGAGCCACGGGAGUUCAAUGAUCUUUCUACCUGUGUUCAGUGCCACCAAGAAUGCCUAGUGGACAAUUCAACUGAAGCAACUUGUACAGGACCAGGUCCCAACAACUGCACAAAGUGUGCUCACUUUAUGGAUGGACCUAACUGUGUUAGAACUUGUCCUAAUGGUAUUUUGGGUGAAAAUGAUGUCUUAAUCUGGAAAUAUGCAGACAAAAAUUCAUUGUGCCAACUGUGUCAUCCAAACUGUACCCGUGGAUGUAAAGGACCAGGACUUGAAGGCUGUCCUAAUGGCUCCAAGGUCCCAUCCAUUGCUGCUGGAGUUGUUGGAAUCCUGUUUGUUUUUCUUCUCAUUGCGCUGGGCAUUGGUCUUUAUGUGCGGAGGCGUCGCAUUGUCAGAAAACGGACGUUGCGCCGGCUGCUACAGGAAAGAGAGCUUGUUGAGCCUUUGACACCCAGUGGAGAAGCACCAAAUCAAGCUCUCUUAAGGAUUUUAAAGGAAACAGAAUUUAAAAAGGUCAAAGUUCUGGGCUCUGGGGCUUUUGGUACUGUUUACAAGGGGCUCUGGCUUCCAGAAGGAGAGAAGGUUAAAAUUCCUGUGGCUAUUAAGGAAUUGAGAGAGGCCACAUCCCCCAAAGCCAACAAAGAAAUUCUCGAUGAAGCGUAUGUGAUGGCAAGUGUUGACAAUCCCCAUGUGUGCCGUUUGCUGGGAAUUUGCCUGACAUCCACCGUUCAGCUCAUCACCCAGCUGAUGCCUUAUGGCUGCAUUCUUGACUACGUCCGAGAAAACAAGGAUAACGUCGGUUCCCAGUACCUUCUCAACUGGUGUGUGCAGAUUGCAAAGGGAAUGAAUUAUCUGGAGGAGCGGCGUUUGGUACACCGUGAUUUAGCUGCCAGGAAUGUCCUUGUUAAGACGCCCCAGCAUGUGAAGAUUACUGACUUUGGAUUAGCCAAACUACUUGGUGCGGAGGAGAAGGAGUAUCAUGCAGAAGGAGGAAAAGUUCCUAUUAAAUGGAUGGCCUUAGAGUCUAUUCUGCAUCGCAUUUACACCCACCAAAGUGAUGUUUGGAGUUAUGGUGUCACAGUUUGGGAACUGAUGACGUUUGGAUCGAAACCAUACGAUGGGAUCCCGGCCAGUGAGAUUUCUUCUGUCUUGGAGAAAGGAGAGCGUCUGCCUCAGCCUCCUAUUUGCACAAUCGACGUCUAUAUGAUUAUGGUCAAAUGCUGGAUGAUCGAUGCAGACAGUCGCCCCAAAUUUCGGGAACUGAUAGCAGAGUUCUCCAAAAUGGCUCGUGACCCCCAGCGCUAUCUGGUUAUACAGGGCGAUGAAAGAAUGCACUUACCAAGCCCAACAGAGUCGAAAAUUUACCGUAGCCUGAUGGAAGAGGAAGACAUGGAGGACAUUGUGGAUGCAGACGAAUACCUCAUUCCUCACCAGGGAUUUUUCAGCAGCCCGUCAAAUUCACGGACACCGCUCUUAACUUCACUGAGUACUACCAGCAAUAAUUCUACAAUGAUCACCUGCAUAGAUAGAAAUGGGCAGGGAUACCCAGUGAGAGAAGACAGUUUCAUCCAGAGAUACAGUUCAGAUCCGACUAGGGCGUACCUGGACGACAGCUUUGACGAUGGCUUCCUGCCCGCUCCAGAAUACCUGAACCAGCAAGUGUCCCAAAAGCCGUCUGCUUCUGUGGUACAGAAUCCAGUCUAUAGCAGUCUGUCCCUCCCUGCUGAUCCAAGAGUCGAGGCCGAUUCGAACCAUCCGAAUUCCCACAGCACAGCUCUGGACAACCCAGAGUAUCUCAACACAAACUUAUCUCCUUUCGCUAACACCGUUUUUGACAGCUCCCCCUACUGGGACCAGACAGCCAACUACCAAAUAAAUCUGGACAAUCCAGAUUACCAGCAAGACUUCUUGCCUAGAGAGACCAAAACGAAUGGCCUUGCUAAAGUCCCUACAACUGAAAAUCCAGAAUACCUGAGGAUAGCAGCGCCCAAAAGUGAAUACAUUGAAGCCUCAGCGUAACUACUAAGAGAAGCUUCUGUUUGCAGCAACAACAAACUGGGGACAGAGGUGACAGUGCUGGCUGCCAUAGAAGCAAGAUAUAGACAAAUAGAGGAGCAGUCACAACCACACCACCAGGGCACACUUCCCCUUCCUAGUACAUGUGCUGGUUUCACCGAGCUUGCUUACGACUUCUCUUACUUCUGUCUAUACAGAAGAUGUUAUUAGGUACCGAAGGACAUCCGGCCAGCAAGAAAUUGCCGCAUUCAUUCCUUUCUUUCUUAGCAAGCUAUGUGGGGUAGAGUCUGUAUAUGAAUACAAAUGGCUGUGGUCAGCAUCUACUAUGCCCUUGCGAUGCUGUGUAUUUUUUUUAAUGUUUGGUAUUUUUCAAGAGCUUUUAUGCGAUCAAGACAUCCGGAUGAUGAACUGUUGGAUGCCAUUCACAUGGAGUGGUGGGGAAUUUCCGUUGUUUUAAAAAAGAGCCAAGACAUUUUUUUCAAGUCUCCCGGGCAAUGCUAACACAGCUUUUAAGGUUAAAGAAAAACACAUUCCUGUGCAUUGGUCUAACUCUUUAAACGCCAGCUUCACUUGAUAUUUUGUUGUACAGAGAAAGAGAUUCUUCUCACGAGGAAUUUGUUCAAGUUGUUUCUGAAAAACUGACUCACUGUGGGCAGAGUUUGAUUUCUGCUGGCCCAUUGAACAGAAGGGCUUGCCCUGGAGCACUCACUGCCACCUGACCACUAUUCCUGGGAAGCCGGAACUCUGCAAACUUCAGAUAUUGGUCAGAAAAAGUUUAUAAAGUACUCACUAGACUUUCUGUAAAAUGUUCACUGUUGGCCUGGAUCACAGAAUUCCGUUUUUGUUGUUUUUUGCUUUUGUUUUCUGGCUCCACUAUUUUCUCUAGAGUUGGGAAAGAUAAAUUUCAAAAAUUUACCUUUAAAAAGCUAUAAACAAAUAUUUUUAAAAAAUGAAUUUAAACAAUGAGGAAAUGCUGGGGCUGCAGUUUGGCUGAAGUGGUAUGAAUCCAGGCAUAGCUGUUCUCAGCAAAUAUCAAAGGGCAGAAGCAGGGAAAUUCUCCUGCACAAGCUCUGUUCUCAUGAAUGCUCUUUGACAGCUCUUGUUUAUCUUAGUGGGGGGUUGUACUGGAGAAGGCCCUGUUGAUCAUUCACUUUGAUCUGUAAUUCAUUGGGCAAGGGGUAGGGAGAAAUGAAGAAAGACGUUACCACUAAGGAAAACCACUUAGAAUUCUGUCAUACUUAAAUGAAGCCCAGAGAUGAGAAGUAACCUGGCUCGUGUGUGUGUGUGUUGGAUAAAUCACCAAUAAAUACACACCACUAAUGUGGUAGGAAGGGAGAAGUAGUAUCGAGAAUCAGUUGCCUGCAUUUUAACACAGAACUUCACCCUCAUAUGCACCUAUUCUGGAAGAAAAUCAGGCCAGGCCAGCACCAUGUAGCCUACGUAGACUGAAUGCCUUCGCUGCCGUGUAGAUAAGUUAAUGUUGAAACCUCUUUCUGUUGCCCUCUGGAAGGCAUUUCGUUAGAGAGCCCAGCUGCUCUGGAAUCAUUGAUCAAGAACAAAACAUCAGAACUUGCUCUGAAGGGAGAGAAGUAAGCGAAUGAAAUUAAAAGUUUUCCAUGUGCUAUUUGAGGAAAUGGAGGAGUAGCUGGAAAAGUCAUCAGUAAUCUCACAGAGAAAAACUUAACGGUUCCUGGGCUUGUAUCCCCAGAGUCUCACGCCCACUAGAUUGACAGCCAGAGAGCAUGCAGGGCUGAGUAGACUGGGCCAGCAGAAAUAGAAGUAGUAAGAAGCUAGCUUAUUUUCUGAUUUUCAUUCCAUCGCAUCUUUCUCUGGCCACUUACACCAAAUUACAUUUCAGUUACAUUUACUCGGGAUUUCAGUUGGUUUAUCUAUGAAACCACUAUGAAUCUUCAGGCAUGAGUUUAUGACAGACAUCUCUGGUAACCCGUGCUUUCGGAAUGCAUCCUUCACACAUUGUGAAAUUUUCAGAGUAAAUUCUAGUACCUCAAUUUUUGGGGGUGAUGAAGUCAAUCCAUCAAAUUACUUAAAUGUAUGAUGUAAUUUUGUUAGGUCCCUGGUCACUGUGAUUACUGUCCCAAACUAAAUGAAAAUCUGAGAAGCAUGUCGAUCACGCAAGCAUGUCUGCCGUGAGUUCUCUGAUUUCAGAGCCUCUUGCAGUGUUAUUCCUGCAGCCUGGCUCCCGCACGCAUCAUUCAGCUAUUUGCGAUGCCUGUAUCUCAUGCCUCUUGAAAAUAAGAGGAAUAAACCAAAGUGAGGUAUCAACCUUCCUAAAUGAGUACAGAAUUCUACUACAGCUGUAUGUGAAACAGCAAGAGAACACAGGUCCUGUAUCACUAAAAGAACAUCAGAAGGGGUCCGUAGUGUGAUAUUUCUAUAGUGUGAUAUUUCUAUAAAGGACAGAAGCGUCUCCUCAAGGAAGAUUGCUCCUCAGGGAACAGAUACUGGACCAUCAACCACACAUGCAUCUAUUGUGCAGGUCCGCUAUGCUAAAUUCUUCCCACAGUCCCACUUACAAAAAGUACUUCUGUGCAUGAUCUUAUCCGAGUGUGGAUUUCCUGCUAUGUUUUGCCAGUAGCCACAGUUCCCCCAGUUCAUGUGCCAGUUUAUACAGCCUAUGUGAAAGCACUUCACUUUUGCAAUAACUAUUGUCAGUUGGCAGAAGGGAGUGCGUCACCAGCGUAUCAGAAGGAGGGCAGGAUUGUCACAGUCAAUCUACACGGGAGUCCCACAUCAGUUCCUUUCUCCAGAGCCUCUGUAGAAUUCUGGUGACUUAAAAAGCAGCCCUGAAUUUUAGACAUUUUGCAUUUCCUGACAGGCAUUUCGUGGGAGCGGGGAGAUGUAAAAGUUACGGGCAAUAACCCAUAAACUGUACCUACCUCUUCAAUGUCGGCUGUUGUGAACAUUGCUCUAGCUUUUCUGAUAUUUAUAUUUCUCUGUGAGAAAAUAUUUUAGUUGGAGCAAAGUAAAUGUUUUUUUUUUCUGUUUGCACCUCCUAGUCCUUAAUAAAUGUGUGGUAAAAAUAUUGUGAAAUAUAUCGAAUUCCACUGCCAAAGGUGAUAUUUUAAAGAUAACAACGUUUUAUAACCAUCCUAAAUCACUAUUAACUGUGAUUUUUUUUCCUGUUAAAAUCUCACAUUUCUUACUUUGCCUUCCCAAUAACUUCCCGGUUCUUUUUUUUCUUUUGCUUUAGCACUUUCAAAGUCUUUUUUAAAAAAAAUAAAAAAUAUUUUUAAGAUACACUUUAAUUAUCUUUUUACAUACAAAUGGGCUGUUAGGACCAAAGAAAUUUUCUUGUUUUUAACCCAUGAAUAAAAAAAAGAUUUAUGAACAUUUCCUUAGGUUCUCAUUAUUAAACCUUUUUAAAAAAUCAACUGUGGACUGGCAUAGAUCCUAUUAAAACCCUUACAAAACAAGUAUCAACUUUCAGGAGUCAAAGCUCUGAAAAAGAGAGCCUUGACUCUCAAAAGCAUACACCCAGGAAAUCCUGUUGGUCUUUAAAGUGCUACUGGACUCAAAUCUUGGUCUUCUUUUGCAGACCAACAUGGCUACCUACCCGAAACAAUGGGUCUUGCCACACGAGACAAAAUACACUCGAAUUACACAGGUAAUUCAAGUGUAUUUUGUAAUUUGAGGGUAAAAUACACUUGAAUUAUACAGGUAAUUCGAGUGUAUUUUGUAAUUCGAGUGUAAUUCAAGUGUAUUUUGUCUCGUGAGGUUUGACCCUUCCUUAAAGCAGGGACUUAAAUGCUGCCUUGGACUAUCAGUCGUAGAAGCACAGUAAGAGCUCAUUAAAGCAAGCAUUUUUCCAUUUCAGGACUGCCAUGAGCAGUCUUGUCUCCAGAUAGCCUGGAGGGGUGGAAUAUGCUGUGGUUGCCAGGCCUAUCAGUUUGUCAGUGCACAUAUUUCCUCAUAUAAAUGUUAACAUGGCUGCCACAAUGAAAACAGACUUUUUUCACCUAGCCUGAUCAUAUACUUGAUCUGUUUUGAAUUCUAUAGGCAUUCUUUACCCUUGUGGGAGAGAACGUUUGGGGAAAUUCUGGGUGACAUUCUCCAUUAAAGCAAUGAAAAUUCUCCCUUGCACUCACACAAAAGUUGGUGGCAGUCGGAUUUUGAGGGAUGUACCAACUGUGAAGACAGAUGGUUGUAAUUGGGCUUUUAUAAAAUCAAAGCCCCAAUAAGAAUUAGUAAAGGCAAGGCCAGGGGAGUAGGAAAUGGUGGUCUUGGUAUCUUCUGUCAUUCAUUCUGUGGGACCGGCAUCACAAAGGGAGCAAAGCUUGUUUUUUUCCCCAAAAAUGCAUAAAUUGUUGGUCUUCAUUGUUUUAAGCUACAAAUCUGCUGUUUGGAGGCUUCCUUGCAUGUUGCAAGGUGGAGUAAAAAUGUAAUGGAUAAGCUAUCUUCCACUUGCAGUCAAGUAAUUUCAUUAUGGUAAAAAUACACAUGACUUUUAAAAGAACUCAUUGCAGGAUUUCUGGCUGCUCUUUUGAUUGAAAACAAUCCUCGAAAUGUCAGGGACCCUAGUCCUUGCCCUUUUUGCAAAAAGAUUGUAACUUUAGAUGGGGAACCGUUUAUCGACAUACCAUCCAUGCAAUCUGUGUUGGAAUGAAAGCAAAUAAUUUGGGCAUCCUUGUUAAUGCUGGUGGAAAGUGCUAUCAAGUCACAGCUGACUUCCGGCAAUCCCCAUAGGAUUUGCAAGGCGAAAGAUGUUCAGAUGUGGUUUGUCAUUGCCUCUCUCUUUGUAAAAUAGUAGAGUCCAGUAGCACCUUUAAGACUAACUAACUUUAUUGUGGCAUAAGUUUUCAAGAACCACAGCACUCUUCAUCAUCUAACAAAGAGAGCUGUGGUUCUCGAAAGCUUAUGCUACAAUGAAGUUGGUUAGUCUUAAAGGUGCUACUGGACUCUUCACUAUUUUGCAACUGUAGACUAACAUGGCUAACUCCUCUGGAUCUGUCUCCCUCUUUGUAGAAACUCUGCACUUCCUUGGUGGUUCCCCCAUCCAAGUACUAACCAGAACCAGCCCUGCUUAGCCUCUGAGAUUUGCUAGCCUUGGCCAUCCACGUCAGGGUUCCUUGUCAAUACCACCUUAGAAAUCAGGAAGAAUCUAAUUUUGUUCAACAAGAACAAAUCUUAGAACUGAUUUAACAUGAAUAAUGUAACGUCAAACAGGAGGGGAGGAGUUCCAUUUCAGGAGGACCAAUCCAACAUGGAAUAUCUGUGUACAGAAGUAAAUCCUAGUGCAGCCAUUGUGUAUCUCAGUGCUCAUUUGGGCCCCAUCAAGCUGUCUGGGUACAUCCUGUCUAGCAGAUGGGGUACCUUAUCCAGGGCUGCUAGAGCUGAACUGGGGCUCUGGCACAUAAAGAACCUGUGGAACUAGUAGUAAGUGUAAAGAAGUUCUGUAAAGUUGUAAUUAGCAUUGCAUAGAGAGGAUUAGUGUAGGCCAUAUAAACUAUUGGGUAGUAUAUCUUACAGUUCACUCUACUACGCACCAUUCUUGUGCAGACCAUGUUGAAAUACGUAGAAAUUAUGCAGGAAAUCCUGCUGUCUACCAGCAUCUCUUGUAAAUGCAUUUGCCUAUGAAAGCACAAUUUGUACAAAUAAUAAAUGCCAUGUUUUGUACUGUUGAAUUGUUUUUAGCGUCGAUAAAUAUAAUUUUGUAUAUGAAGUGAUGGAAACUAAGGUGUGUAUAAUUGUUUUCCAUUUUUAAAAGUUUUUUUUUAUAAGAACAGCUGAUAUUGUAACAUAGCCGAUGAUGUUGGAUGGAAGAUAAUACUUUUGAAUUGCAUGUAAGAUUUAAGCUUUGUGGAGUACAAAUGAAAAAAAAAUCCCUUUUUUAUUCUGACUAUUGAAAAUGUGUCUGUGGGAAUUUAACUAGAAGUUGGGGGGGAUUGUGACUGCAUGCCUAAGCACACUCACCUGGAGGCAUGUUCUUCUUGGACUAAUAGAACUUGCAUCCAGGUAAUAGUAAUUAGAAUUGGAAUAGUCACAGUAAUUACUAAUAAAGCACUUUUUUAAA